Molecule: messenger RNA, 2816 nt
Organism: Mauremys mutica (yellowpond turtle)
Lineage: Eukaryota; Metazoa; Chordata; Testudines; Geoemydidae
Gene: ABCB7
Product: ATP binding cassette subfamily B member 7
Exons: 16
Coding region: 53-2308 (751 amino acids)
Biological process (GO): intracellular iron ion homeostasis; transmembrane transport
Cellular component (GO): mitochondrial inner membrane
Molecular function (GO): ATP binding; ATP hydrolysis activity; ABC-type transporter activity
Source: RefSeq, a predicted model, not a curated record
GCUCUAGUCCGCCACUAUCCCACAAUCCUCUCUAUCUUCUCUUUCUUUCAAGAUGGCGCUGUUGGGGGCUCCGCGGAGCCUGGCGGCUCUCGCCGCCUUCUAUCGGCGCAGGCUGCUGGCAGCGUCCCUGCUCCGGCAGCCGGCGGCUUGUGUCCACGGCUGGACAGCCGGCAGCGGGCGGAAGCGGGGCCAGCCCUCCCCGCGGAUCUAUCAGAUUCCCCAGACAUUCAGACAAGCUACAUGGCAGAGUUUGGGGUGUGGCUAUUCAAGACAAUUAUUAGAUGCUGCAAAGCAUCUCCAGUGGGGGCCACUGAUAGAUAAGAGAACAUGUUGGCAUGGUCAUGCAGGUGGAGGACUCCACACAGAUCCAAAGCAAGGGUUGAAAGAGAUAGAUGCUGGGAAGAUUAUCAGGGCAAUGUUAUCUUAUGUAUGGCCCAAAGACAGACCAGACCUACGAGCCAGAGUUGCCAUCUCUCUAGGAUUUUUGGCAGGUGCAAAGGGCAUGAAUAUAGUGGUUCCCUUCAUGUUUAAAUAUGCAGUAGACAACCUCAACCAGAUGUCUGGAAACAUGCUGAACCUGAGUGAUGCACCACAUACAGUUGCAACCAUGGCAACAGCUGUUCUGAUUGGCUAUGGUGUGUCAAGAGCUGGGGCUGCCUUAUUUAACGAAGCGAGAAAUGCAGUAUUUGGGAAAGUAGCCCAAAAUUCUAUCAGAAGGAUAGCAAAGAAUGUCUUUCUCCAUCUGCAUAACCUGGAUUUGGGUUUCCACCUGGACAGGCAGACAGGAGCUCUGUCAAAAGCUAUUGACAGGGGAACAAGGGGUAUCAGCUUUGUGCUGAGUGCUUUAGUAUUUAAUCUGGGACCCACUGUAUUUGAAAUGGCACUUGUGAGUGGAAUUCUGUAUUAUAAAUGCGGUGCACCAUUUGCAUUUGUAGCUCUGGGGACACUCGGUGCAUAUACAGCAUUCACGAUAGGAGUUACACAGUGGAGGACUAAAUUUAGAAUAGAAAUGAACAAAGCAGAUAAUGAUGCAGGUAAUGCUGCAAUUGACUCGCUGUUAAAUUAUGAAACUGUGAAGUAUUUCAAUAAUGAAAAAUAUGAAGCCCAGCGAUAUGAUGGAUUUUUGAAGACCUAUGAAAAUGCCUCACUGAAGACUACCUCUACCUUAGCUAUGCUGAACUUUGGGCAAAGCGCUAUAUUCAGCAUUGGCUUAACAGCCAUUAUGGUGCUUGCUAGUCAGGGAAUUGUUGCAGGGAACUUGACAGUUGGGGAUCUGGUAAUGGUGAAUGGACUGCUAUUCCAGCUUUCUCUACCGCUUAACUUCCUGGGAACAGUGUACAGAGAGACUAGGCAAGCUCUCAUAGAUAUGAACACCUUGUUUACACUGCUCAGCGUAGACACAAGAAUUAAAGACAAAGAGCUGGCUCCACCGCUGCACAUCACACCACAGACUGCUACCAUCACCUUUGAUAACGUGUAUUUUGAAUACCUUGAGGGGCAGAAAGUCCUUAAUGGAGUGUCUUUUGAAGUCCCUGCAGGAAAGAAAGUGGCCAUUGUAGGAGGUAGUGGGUCAGGAAAAAGCACAAUAGUAAGAUUACUAUUCCGCUUCUUUGAACCCCAGAAAGGAAAUAUUUAUGUUGCUGGUCAGAAUAUACAGGACAUCAGCUUGGAAAGCCUGAGGAAGGCUAUAGGCGUUGUACCUCAGGAUGCCGUUCUAUUCCAUAACACCAUCUACUACAACCUCUUAUAUGGUAAUAUUGGUGCAUCAGCAGAAGAGGUGUAUGCAGUAGCAAAGUUGGCAGGAAUCCAUGAUGCUAUUUCCCGAAUGCCCAAUGGGUACAACACACAAGUUGGUGAACGAGGACUCAAGCUCUCAGGAGGGGAAAAGCAAAGAGUUGCUAUUGCCAGAGCCAUCUUAAAGAAUCCUCCUAUUAUUCUCUACGAUGAAGCCACAUCAUCUUUAGAUUCAAUUACAGAAGAGAACAUUCUAAGUGCCAUGAGGGACCUGGUGAAGCACAGAACAACUGUUUUCAUUGCACACAGACUGUCAACAGUAGUUGAUGCAGAUGAAAUCCUUGUCCUGGAUCAGGGUAAAGUUGCUGAGCGUGGUAGCCAUUUAGAUCUUCUGGCCAGUCCCAGCAGUCUCUACUAUGAGAUGUGGCACACACAGAGCAGCAAAAUACUAAAUAGUAACAUCAACCAGAAAUGGGAAGAGAGAAAUAACCACAUGUCCAAAGAAGAGGAAAGGAAGAAACUACAAGAGGAAAUUAUCAACAGUGUGAAGGGCUGUGGAAACUGUUCCUGCUAAGUGUGUGAUGCAGGAUUAAAUUUCUGCUGCCGGUUAAAGGGUGAUACAAGAGUGACUGAAGCACACCUGUGGUUUGAAAACAAAAACAAUUCAGACACUUCCUGGUUGGUUUUGGUUUUUUUACAGUAUCUCAACACAGCAUAACUUCUUUAACCAAAGGAUUUAUUUCUACAUUGUCAGAAUCUCUAAUAUUUAAUGAGGUGCGUGAGAACUUUUGAAAAACUCUCAAUUUAUUGCUAAUUAACAAGGUGUAUUUUUAUGGACGUUUCAGACAUUUAUACAUUUUACUGGCAAUCACUUGUCAAGUGACCUAGAUCAUUUCAGCUGGCAAAGAUGGAAUUAUUUGAACUGUAUCAUUAAGCAGUAAACAGACUUGCUCUGCGUUUAUUUUCCACCAUUGAUGGCUGGUAAAGGUGUUUUAUAUUUUUAAUGUGAUUCAGUUAACUUGAAUUUGUAUGGUAAAAAAUAAGAUGUACUUAGUUCUAUUAAAUGACUCUCUGGCUUGAAA